GUCUUAAGUUAACUACUGCAAUGUAGGAGUUAGAGUACAGCGACGUACAGUAAGUUAUGUUCCUAAUUCCCACCCUCCCACCCUUCCUCUACCCCACCACGUCUUCAGGUUACUGGAGUAUCUUUCUCACCCUCUCUCACUCUCUGCCUUGUCUUUUGCGCCCUCGUGGCAAAGUGUGUGGAGGGGAGUUCUGCGGGCAUGAACCCUUUUUCGUGACCUGUUGCUACGGUAACGCAUGGUAGUGAGGGGAAGCGGUUAGGGUAACCGUGAGCAGAUCAACACUUUUGAACGUUUCACACUAAGACAAACACGUAUCAUGGUUUUUUGUGUUAACCUACUGCUUGUUCAGGACUGUGCGUGCUGCGACGUCUGCCAGCUAGCAAACACCACAGGUACAACGCAGUAUAAACCCAAAUCCAACACCAACGGUGCGGUGCGGUAAUCUACCCUGGGGUGUGAUGGCUUACAUCUCGCAGAGACAACAAGCAACAACUGGGCCUCGAAGUAUCCCACACCUGUAAGGAAGGCAGAUAGGUACAUCUCAGAACUUCGUUGGUAUCGUACAUACUCGCGUACGAUACGAUAUGCAAUGCAAGGCCAUCGUGCGGUGAGGGGUUGAAGAAAGGGGGGAAAAGGGCUGCGGCCAGAUCGGUGACGGAAUAUCCAGACUUAUUAACGUCGAAUCACUCAUAUACAGUCCGACACCGUGUUAUGGUACCCAAUCCUCGCCAGCCGCCCAACGGUGGACACAGUGAAUGGGGAAUGAAGGAAUGAAGGGUGGGGGGUGUGAGGGGGGAAAUCCAUUUGUUAUUACUCUGGUCUUCGUCAGUAAUAUGAUGUCUACAACACCUCCACAAACAUCCGCUCCCCUGCUCGAGUAUGCGGAAUAUAGCCAGCUAAGGAGUCCAAUAUUCAGUAGGUUAACGCGGUAUAUGCACACCGAGUAUGUCACGCCAGUCACGUGUCAACACUCUCAUGCCUCUUGA
Tuber melanosporum (Perigord truffle) is the source of this 986-nucleotide messenger RNA. RefSeq lists its product as uncharacterized. The coding region runs from base 756 to 986 and encodes 76 amino acids. NCBI's taxonomy places the organism in Eukaryota, Fungi, Ascomycota, Pezizomycetes, Pezizales, Tuberaceae. The transcript has 2 exons. The record is from RefSeq and is a predicted model, not a curated record.